Messenger RNA from Hibiscus syriacus, 1060 nucleotides. RefSeq names its product exosome complex component RRP42-like. Lineage: Eukaryota; Viridiplantae; Streptophyta; Magnoliopsida; Malvales; Malvaceae. Gene Ontology annotation, biological process: U1 snRNA 3'-end processing; nuclear polyadenylation-dependent mRNA catabolic process; U4 snRNA 3'-end processing. The record is from RefSeq and is a predicted model, not a curated record. Gene Ontology annotation, cellular component: nuclear exosome (RNase complex); cytoplasmic exosome (RNase complex). The coding region runs from base 177 to 1040 and encodes 287 amino acids. The transcript is spliced from 7 exons.
UGAUUUGGCUUUAAUUUUUUGUGUCCUCUUAAACCCUACCGCCCUUUUGGAAAAUUAUUUUUACAUUUUGUUUCUCAAAUAGAAGGGAGUCCAAUUUCUAUCGAAUUCUUCGCCGUGCAAGUGAAACCCAGUGAGUUCAAGGUAUUUUUUAUUAGCUUUUCUGUGGAUUUACAUCAAUGGUGGGUCUUUCUGUUGGAGAAAAGCAUUUCAUACAAGGUGGAAUUGCUCAAGACCUUCGUUCAGAUGGUCGAAAAAGGUUAACUUACCGACCCGUAUAUGUUGAAACUGGAGUUAUUCCUCAGGCACAUGGUUCAGCAAGAGUUAGGCUUGGUGCAACUGAUGUUAUUGUCAGUGUCAAGGCUGAACUUGGAAAACCAAGUGCAUUGCAACCUGACAAAGGAAAGAUUGCUAUAUACGUUGAUUGUAGUCCAACUGCGGCACCAAUGUUUGAGGGUAGAGGAGGUGAGGAGUUGUCAACAGAGCUCUCAGUUGCUCUGCAACGUUGCCUCUUGGGUGGCAAAAGUGGAGCAGGAGCUGGAAUUGAUCCUACAUCUCUGCUGGUUGUGGAAGGAAAAGUGUGCUGGGAUCUCUAUAUUGAUGGUCUUGUUAUUAGUUCAGAUGGGAAUUUGCUCGAUGCCCUUGCCGCUGCCAUUAAGGCUGCUUUAAGCAAUACCGGCAUCCCUAAGGUCGAUGUUGAAGCCGAGACAAGAGGUGAUGACCAACCUGAAGUCAACAUAAGUGAUGAAGAGUUUCUGCAGUUUGACACAUCCGGGAUCCCUGUCAUAGUUACAGUAACAAAGGUGGGGAGGCACUAUAUCGUCGAUGCUACAUCAGAAGAGGAAUCACAAAUGAGCUCAGCUGUCUCGAUUUCCGUCAACCGGAAAGGGCACAUCUGCGGCCUCACGAAACGGGGAGGUGCUGGCCUAGACCCGAGUAUUAUUCUUGACAUGAUAUCAGUAGCAAAACAUGUAAGUGAGCAGCUAAUAAACAAAUUGGAUUCAGAGAUUGCUGCUGCUGAGGCUAGUGAAGAGGAAUCAUGACUUUGUUUUUGACCUUUAUA